Macrosiphum euphorbiae (potato aphid) is the source of this 273-nucleotide messenger RNA. NCBI's taxonomy places the organism in Eukaryota, Metazoa, Arthropoda, Insecta, Hemiptera, Aphididae. The record is from the annotation of a GenBank genome assembly.
AUGCGAGUACGAACCAUGGAGAGAGAUUUAGCUGCGAACAAACGUAGAAGAAUAAUGGACGCAAACAAAGAAAAUUUGUCCCUCCUGUUAUCAGUCAAACCAGUGAGAACAGACGAACAACUAGCCAUGGAUGAUGCCAGGGAACAGAACAGAAUCAAACACUUAUCAAUAAUUGAGUGGGUAACAGAGGUGAAUGCAGUUAUAUUUCCAGACGCACCAAGUCUUGUACAACAAGAUACGAACCAACCAUACUCCGUCAACAAAUGGCUUUGA